AUGGCUUCUUACCACGCUCGUUCCUCUAGUUGUCCAUCAAUAGCACACCCAGUUGUUGAUCAAUUUGAUCAACACUUGAGCAGAUUGAGAUCUUCUCAAGCUGCCUCUACUUCAUCAUCAUUAUACCAAACACUUACAAACCUUAAAAAUUUGUAUUGUUGUGUUGAUGAGUUGCUUCAACUUCCCCUUAAUCAACAAGCCGUUUCACAAAAUCGACCCUCAAAAUGGGUAGAGGAGGUCUUGGAUGGAUCUCUAAGGCUUCUCGACAUGUGUACCACAUCGAGAGAUGUCUUGGUACAGUCAAAGGAAUGCCUCCAAGACAUACAAUCGGUGCUAAGAAGAAGGUCUAGCGGUGAACUUAACAUCAACAAUGAAAUUGCUCAGUACUUGAACACCCGAAAAAGUGCAAGAAAGAUGAUCAAGAAGUGCUUGAAAAACACUAUUAAGGAAACAAACCAAACAACUACCGAGGAUGCUUCCAUUAAGAGCGCGUUGAAAGAGGUAGAGGCGGUAACCCUUGAUAUCUUUAAGUCCGUGUUGUCCUACAUUGGAGGUGCAAAGUUGGAAUCCCAGAAAAGUAAAUGGUCUUUGGUAAACAAGUUAAUGCACCAAGGUGGUGACAAAGAAGCAAAAUCAACAAACAGUGAAUUUGAUGUUGUAGAUGCUACUCUUGAGUCAAUUAUCUGCCAAAAGAAUAAAAAUGGUGUUAAUAUGUUACAAGUAGAGAAUAUGAGGUGUCAGAUGGUGAAAUUGGAAUCUGAAAUUCAAGUUCUUGAUGAAACAUUAGACUCCUUAUUUAGGCAUCUUGUUAAGACUAGAGCAACUAUUCUGAACCUCCUUAGUAACUAA
Beta vulgaris subsp. vulgaris (sugar beet) is the source of this 849-nucleotide messenger RNA. RefSeq lists its product as uncharacterized. The record is from RefSeq and is a predicted model, not a curated record. Gene Ontology annotation, biological process: root development; shoot system development. Bases 1 to 849 code for a protein of 282 amino acids. The transcript has a single exon. Lineage: Eukaryota; Viridiplantae; Streptophyta; Magnoliopsida; Caryophyllales; Amaranthaceae.